UUUUUUAGAGUUCUACUUUUGUUAACAAUUACAAUAAUAUUUCAGGGAGCUUAACUAAUAUUUGAAGAUUUCAAAUUUGUUUAUCCAGAACUGAUAAAAAACUUUUUAAAAGGCACACUUCCUUAUAUCUCAGAAAUAUUGCUUAAGGGACCAACAAUCUGAACGGGUCAUACUAAUUUUUUUAUUACGUAUGUGUAUAAUAGACCACCCGCAAAACUCUUUUAAAUACAUAAAAAUAUUUGAAAUAAUGUUCUCGCUCAUCCGCAUGUUUGAGAAACAUCAAAUAACAUCUUCAUCGAAAUUUGAAAAGUUACCUAUGCCAUAAUCAAUUCGUAGCAGCUCGUAAAGUUAAAUUCUUCUCCGCUUCGUCGUCUUCUACUAACACCAGCACGUAGCGAAUCGGAAACUUUCAAUUUAACCAAAAAAAGUCAUAACUUUUUAAUUUUAUGCUAGCCAAUAACAAUAACCUACAGCUAGCUCAUACACCUCAUCAAUUCAUUGUUCAGUGUUUGACCUUUUUUUUUGUGUCUACCUAAAAAUAAUUCACGUUCUGUGCCUAAACAGUAAUUUGAUUAUCCCAAAUUACCAUUUUAAUUAAGUUUACAAGUUGGCAACAAUACGUUGGCUAAGGUUAAUACACUGCGUUGGAUUUUAGCUGAAUUCUAGCUCGCUGCUCCAGAACGACGACCAAGCUGAAACGCAACCAUUUAUUUCGACAUCUAAGUAAUUUUAGUUAGUUUCAUUUGCCGAGGCGAAUGUACGACGUUUAUUUUGGACGGGCAAACGGAACGGCAUGAAUUUCUAAAGAAUUCAAAGCGGAAGAAGGAAAAUGUCUCAUGGCAUUACAAUUAAAGCAAUCACACAGAGAGGGAGAGAGUUAAGGAGAGCGCGAGCGCUCAAACGCCUAAAAGAGAGUUAAUGAGUGCGGUGUUUAUUUAAUAAUAAUAAAGACUACCUCUUCAUGUGCUGGCAUGUGGAGUCAACAUAUAUGGAGCACUGAUGCGCUCAGCGUUACAAGCACACAUAAAUAGAACGUGGUACAUUCGGUGAGACCGGCAGUUUUAGAGUCAGAGUCAGAGUCGGCCGGUACGUUGAUUGGUUUGGUUCGUUGCGUUUUCGGAAUGGUUUGAUUAUUGGAUUGAAUUGACUUGGAUGGGAUUGACUUCAAUCGAAUUGGCAGUUGAUCUAAUCGCAUCUGAUCGCAGUGGAUUGCACAUUCUAAAAUAUACCAACAUACAUACUUAUAAAUAUAUUUAGAUAUAAAAACACACAAACAUACAGUUAAAAAGUGCGUGAGCCAUCAUUUGUUGGCGAAGUGUUUGCAGCCGAAAAGUUAUUGCCAAUUUGUGUUUGUAGGAAAGUGCAAAGUGUUUAAAUAACGUGAAAAACGACGAAAGAACAUUUGUGUGUGUGUCAGCAUGCAAAUAUAUUUGGUGUAAAUCACCUGAAGUGUAAUUGAACAUUUGAACAUCGGCGGCUUAUCAAACGCACAGCGCACACACACACAUACAAACAUAUUUACGCAACGCACACGCAUACAAACAAACACGCAAGCGGAUAAAGGUGGAGGCACACACGCGCCCAUCCACCCACCAGCCAGUUUGAUAAACGAAGAUUUGUGACGUCGUCGGCUGCGCUGUCGUGAUUCGUGAAUGUGCCACUGCGGAAAGCACUCGCACACACACUCAGGCGCGCUCACGCAAGCAACUCAACCACACACACACACACACGCACAAGUGCUAAUGCUCACUGAAAUAUCUUGGCAUUUCGGCGAGAGCAAAAGCAGUCGCGCGUUCGUAUGUACUUUGCGAAUUCUCCCAGCCUCUUUGAGUUAGUCAGCGAGUGAGUCGUCGACUCUUUGCAAUUAGAAGAAGCGUCAAGUAGACACGAAGAAGUGUGGCCGCAAGCAGCUGCCACAAGCGAGCUUCGUUCGUACCUUGCCCACUCAUAGUGUGGGUAUAGAUUUGCAACAGGGCAAACGAGCAACAGUGCAACAGUUUUGGCGAAGUUGUGUCUCCAGUUGCAGCUGCCAUCGUCGGUCGUUCGUGCUCCGUGUUCUCGCUGUGUUGCUGUGACUUUGCGACACUUUGUUUGUGCGUGUGUUUUGUUGUUUGUUGUCAUCUCCGUACGCCGUACGUAGCCGGCAGGGCGCAACGUGUAAACUGGCGCAAAUGCCGCUGCGGUCGUCGCCGCUGCCUGCUGCAAAAUGGAAACGAACAGUGUGCAACUUUGCCGCAUCUGCAUCUCAACGAAUGUGGGCUGCACGCAAAUGAUUUCGAUAUUUGGCGAAGAUUCGCUGUGGCAGAAAAUCACCACAUUGGCCGAUGUUAAGAUCGAAAAAGGCGACACCCUACCGCAACAGGUGUGUGUGACAUGUGCCAAAAAUGCAAUAUCCGCAUGUCUCUUCAAGAAGAAGUGCGAAGAUGCUGACAAUUUCUUUCGCCAGCAAUUGCUCAUACAAAAGUUCGAGAAUCGCACGUCGACUGGCAGUAAUGCGGCGUCCGCGCAACCGGAAGUCGACUCCACCGAUCAAGUGCCCGAAGUGGCCGCUAUGGAGAGCUAUGGCGGCAGCGACGGCGACGGUGAGGGACCACACGACCAAACGCAUGUCAGCGCCAGCGCACACUCGAAUGGCUUAAUGAUCGAAGAGGACGAUGGUGAAAUAAAGUUUCCGUACGCCAAACCGCCGUUCGACUUUCAUUCCAUACGACUAAUGCACGAGUACAUGCAACAGCAGUUGAGUAAGAUUAACGGUUCACAUAAGAGUGCCGGAGCUGACAAUAGCGGCGCGAAUUCGGAUGCCGCUGCUGAUGACGAUGAAGAGGAUCCACUGCCGCUGAUGCCCGAAGUGCAGCUACUAACACCAAACGACGAAGUGGCGGUCGUCGGUGGCGCUAAUAACAACAACAUACCUGCUUACGGUGGCGUCGAACAGCCGGCGCUGCGCGGCUACCAGUGUCCGGACUGUUUCCAAAUUUUCGAAAUGAAGCAGAUACUCAAGGCGCACAUGCAGAGCGUACACGGCACACAGGGACCCGUUUAUGAGUGCACGAAUUGCAAGAAGACAUAUUUCUACAAGCGAUUCCUCGAGAAGCAUGUGCGGCGCGGACGUUGCGUCAAGAAGCGACGCAAUCAAACGCGGCCGAUGCAGUGCUCCGAUUGUCACGUGCUGUUCCCUACUGGACACCAUUUGGGCUGGCAUAAACGCACAGGUUGUCCGUCGCGGGCCGCAAAAAUGCCAUUACAACAACUGUUGAAGCAGAACAUCGUUGAGUACAACAACUUUCCGAAACGUGUUGGCAUACGUAAGCCCGAGAAUGCGCUCUAUCUGCAUAAUAGGAAACUUCACAUUGCCAAUAAUAAGCGCAAAGGACGCACUCGUAUCAAAUUGGAUUCGAAGAAAAUUGCACUGGCAAAGCAGCUUAUACUGCGAGAAGCCACCACUACCGUUAUAGCCAACGAGUUGAACAUUUCGCGCACCUUUGCUUGGCGUCUUCGCAAGAGUCUGGUGAACGGGGUCAGCCUGCAUGAGCGUGUCAUCGACAACAAUGGCGAGGAGUGCGACGAAACGGCAGCUCAGCCGAUGGUAGCUGACAGCACUGAGGAGCUACCACGGUUAUACCCCUUAGCACAACCGUUAGAUCAGUUCGCGCAAAUGCAACGCAUGGUGAAGCAGGAGAAGUCCGAGAGCGAUGACGAGUCCGAAGAAGGCGAAGGCGGAGAGGAAAGAGAUUCUAGGCGUGAAAACGAAGCUGCUGGAGUCGAGCAGCAAGAAAAUAACGAAGCACAUGCUCGGGCGUUGGAGGUCCCGCGCGAACAGUUGCAACACGAACAGUAUGCAGCAGCAGCAGCAGCAGCGGAGAAGCAACAGUUGCAGGCUGAAGAGUCUGCAUUGACUGCUAAGCUGAUGGAACAACAGUUAUUACAAUUACAACAACAACAGCAACAGCAAAGUCUUAACAAUGCGAAUAAUGCGGAGGGCGAUAACGAUAAUGAUGACGAUUCUGACAGUGACUCCGAUGAUUCGGAUGACGAUGACGACGACGACGACGAUGACGAUGAUGAUGACGACGAAGAAGACGAAGAUAACAAAAAUGGCGACGACGGUGAAGAGACUGAUAAUUCUGUAGAGAAAAGCGAUGACACUAAGAAGUCGGAACAAGAUCAAGCACAAAAAUUACAAAUGCAACAACGUGAACUAGAACAAAACUAUCAGCUCCAACAGCAUAUUCAACACCCACAAAGUGUAAUACAAACAAAUGCAGCACUUCCACAAGCGCUAAUGGAGGGUGCCGUCGCACCGGGGCUUAUAACACCGAAGGACUUGAAUGGACUGCGUCAACAGUUGUCAAAUCACAGUAAGGAGAGUGUAGCUCAGUCAGUGAUCACACAAUUUCCGUCCGCAGCCGCCGCCGCCGUGCACCAACUCCCUGUGAAUCUAUCAAUUCGCACCCCGCAAGGCGCGCAGAACAACGAACCGCCAAACAAGGAGACUCACACGCCUGCUACCACAGGUCAGACAAAGAAACCGCGUAAACCAAACGUUUUCAUUGACGACGAGAAAUAUGCGAUGGCCAAGACGUUGGUCGCACAGAACGCAUCCACCAUGGAGAUAGCACGCGCACUGAAUGUCUCACAAAUGACCGCUUGGAAGGUACGCGAUGCCAUUGUCAAAGGAUUGCCGUUGUCAUAUCGCAACAAGAGAGACGGUCGCAGUGCCUCAAAUGGGUCGAGUGUUUGUGGCGAAGCGGCUGGCGGCGCUGUUACGGAUAGCAUUGAGUCACAGAUGGCACAUCAAUUGCUCUUGCAACAGCAGCUGCAACAAGAGCAGCACCGACAGCUACAGAUACAACAACAACAUCAGCAACAAAAACGUUUACAGCAACAACAGCAAGAGCGCUUGCGUUUACUGCAACGCCAACAGCAACAACUGAAAGAACAACAACAUUUGCAGAAGCAACAGCUACAGCAGCAGCAACAGCAGCUACAAGAACAACAACAACUUGCACAACAACAACAGCAAUUGCUUGACGGACAACACUACGCCACAUCACAACCAUCCGCCUCGCCGCCACAAUACGAGCAACCGGCCACCAGCACCCCCACCACAGCGCCCGGACCGGUGAAAUUCGUACAUCCACGACGUCGUUUAAAGGCAGCCGAGCGUGAGCAACGCGACAAGGAGAUAACACGUGAGAUACUCGAACUCAUACGCGAAGACAGCAACAUACAGUAUUGGAAGGUGUCGGCACGCCUCGCCGAGAAAGGCUUCCCCAUUUCACCGUCUUCGGUCUGUCAGAAGCUCAAAUCGAUGGGCAUACAUCGGCGCUGGAAGCCCGGCGACAAGCCGCCCAUGAUGGUGGACAUGGAUCAGUUGAAGGCGGCAAGUGCCAUAGCCGGUAAUUUGGUGCCGCCACCAAAUGCGGCCGAAGAGGGUUACGAACAGCAGUUCGAUAUGGGUGGCGCACACUUUCUUAGUGCCUUUACGCGAUGAACAAAGCAGUGCCGUGCAAAAAAGUGGAGACUUACGGCGCCUGGUGAGCGUAAGCUCACAUAUUUAUUACAACAAUAUUCAACCAAGAUCAAAGUUAAGAACAAGGAAUGCGUAUUAUAUAAUAUAUGCUGUUGCACUUUUAUAUACAUACAUACGUAUAUAGGAACAGUAUCUUACGAGUUAAUCACAUAUAAUAAGACAGUAGUUGUAAUCUAGUUAUAUAAAGCAGUCACAUGCAAGCAAAAAGUAUUCAAGUUCUAAUUAGUGUUAUACAAAGUGACACAUUAUAGUUAAUAACUAAAGUAUUUAAGCAUAAAGUUUUAAGCAGAAAAGUGUAAAAUGUAUAACAAUGUCUAUGCAGAAGCAAAGUUACAGUAUUUGCAGGGAAGUUAGUUAAAAGUUCGAACUAAAUACUAUUUUUUAAGCAUUGCCCUGCUGAUUUUUGAAAAAACUGUUGUUAGACGCAUCAUUCCAGUUUAACUUUUGCUUUAAAAUUUAGCAUACAUACAUAUCCAGAUUAAAUUAAUUACUGAACAAGUAUUAAACUUGAAAAAAUUUGAGAAAAGUCAUGAAAUGGCGAAAAAAAAGACAGCUUCCAUUUUUAUAUACACACACAUAAAUAAUUUUUAGUACGCACAAAAUGAUUUCUUUCUCGCACAUAAGCAGCUAUAUACAUACAUAUAUAUUUAUUUUAUGUUUAAUACACUAUAAUAUACAUUAAUAUAUUUUGAAGUUGUAAGGAGGCAUAUAUGAAAGACUAGCUUGAACAAAAUAUUAGAAGACUCUAGCACGUAAUAGCUAUUUAUAGACACACAAAUACAUAUAAUUUGCUACUUGCAUAAGUUGAAAAAGCUAUUAAAUCAAACCAUUUAUUUUUUAGUUUAAGUUAAAAGUUUUUGUUGGCAGUAUUUCGAGCUACGCGUUUCGAAACCUGCUUAAAAAAUUGUUUAGCCUUUUAAUAAGCAUAAAAUCAGAGCCAUUAGUUUGCUGAGAUACUAAAAUAGAAUUCAUUUUACUUGAACUUGCAACAAUUACAACAAAUAAAUGAUUUUUUUCAACAAUACAGCUUUUAGUUAGUUUAUGGCAUAUAAAAAUGUAUGAGACUACAAUAACUACAAUAUAUGUACGUAUAUAGCAUAAUUAUAUAUUAGUGCACAACUGGAUUUUACAUUUAAUUUUUUUUUUAAUUUUAUUUUUUUCAAUUAUAAAUUUUUACAAUUUUUUUUAAGCUUCUAAUCUACAAAUCAUAUUUUUUUCUUAAUUUUAAUUUUUCCAGUAUUUUUUUAAACCAACGCAUAUGUUUGUGGCAACGCACUGAAAUAUUCCAAAUGAGUUCCUUUGUAUUUUUUAUUUACUUGCACCGUGCAUUGCACCUGUGCAGACAUCCGUCCGAGUUUUUGUUUGACACUUAAAUGCUGCUGCGCAUGUAUAGCAUUCCGUUAGGCAACCAAAAAGACAAACAAAUUGUUAUUAUUACAAAGGAAUUAAAUAUUUUGCGCAAAUUUAUUGUGUGUUUUAGAAAAAUAAAUCAUAAAAUGUUAUGAGAGACAAUUGCUCCACAUACGAGGCUCCCAAGAAAACAUGAUGCAACCUAUUUGCGGUUAUAGACUAAACAAAAUGCCUAUGGUAUUAUAUACAUACAUACAUAAUAUGUAUUAUAUUUUAAUGUAUUAAUUUAAUUGAACUCAUACUGGCUCAUUAAUAGCAGUAAAUUGUUAAUAAAAACAAUAUAUCUAAAACGUAUGUUACAAUACACAUACAUAUAUACAUACAUACAUAAUGCAGUAUAUAGUAGCAACAACUAGCAAAAAUAGUUAUGCAAUGUUAAUCAGUGAGAAAUAAGCCUUAAAGUGCAAUUAAUGGAAAACACACACACACACUUGAAAUCGUGUAUGAACAUGUCCAAUUCAUUGAGUCAAACAAAUCGUUGAGAAAUAAUAUCGUAAAACUGCAGCUCAGUUGUAACCAAGCUUACAAGCACCUACAUACACACACAUAUAACUUAAUAAAUAAUUGUGUUGAAAAACAAAAGUUUUAGCGAAAGUAUUAGUUAUAAACAUACACAUAAUAUGUAUUAAACAGAACAAGAGUAUAAAGGCUUAUAUAUAGUGUUAAGCAUUAAUUGUUAAAUAUAUAUAUUGAAAUGCAUACACAAUAAUACAUACAUACAUACGUGCUGAGAAAUAUGAAACUUACAUAUGUAUGUACGUAAUGAAUUUGAGAUGAAAUUAUGCGAAAUGCUAACUUGUAUGAAAUUAUUUAUUAAUGUAAAGCAAAAUACCUAUAUAUGCAAAAGUAGAUAAACUUAUUAAUUGCAAAAACGGCAGCCAUUUACUAAGAACAACUCACGUUUGCCUCAAACAGCCUUAGCUUUAUUUAUAUUUUUUUACUUAAAUUCACUGUAUUUUAAUGUUUGAUUACUACAUUCACACAGUAUUUAAUGAUAGAAAAGAUUUUUUUUGCUUUGACCAUGAUACGAUUAUAUAAGCUUUUGUAGGACGCUCAAAAACCAUAAUUUGCCAAAACUCAGUCGUUUUGCUUAGUUUUUAUGUUUCAAAAAUAAGUUUUUCAAAGAUUUCAGCCAUUAAAAAUAUGUUUUUU
Bactrocera dorsalis (oriental fruit fly) is the source of this 8095-nucleotide messenger RNA. Its product is annotated as homeobox protein prospero. Gene Ontology annotation, biological process: axoneme assembly; retina development in camera-type eye; photoreceptor cell development. Lineage: Eukaryota; Metazoa; Arthropoda; Insecta; Diptera; Tephritidae. Bases 2207 to 5494 code for a protein of 1095 amino acids. The record is from RefSeq and is a predicted model, not a curated record. The transcript is spliced from 8 exons. Gene Ontology annotation, cellular component: axoneme; nucleus. Gene Ontology annotation, molecular function: zinc ion binding.